AUGGAGACCACAUUCAUCUCAAUACAUGAUCUGUCCCUCGACGCUCGAUUGCUCUACGUCUCAUCCUCAAUCGAAGAUAUUCUAGGAUACACACCGCAAGAAGUAAUUGGGAAGUCGUGUUGGGACUAUUUUCAUCCAGAUGAGAUCCCAUUCGCCCGAGCUGUACAUGGCCGAGGUAUUAAGAUGGACAAGGCUGCCGCGCUCAACUAUUGCCAGAUCAAGAACAGAGAUGGCCGAUGGGUAGGUUGCGAAUGUGUCUUCACAAUUGUACAUGAUGUUCUCGUGGGGUGUACCAGUGUCUACCGAAGAGGCACGAAAAGUGACAAGCGAGCUAGAGAAGCUCCAGUCAUACGUCGGCUGUUUUCAUCUUCACCACGAGAUCCUCGAUACCAUAUGCUUUCAUAUAUUUCUCACAAGUUUUCCAAGGAAACGCGGACUCUUACUCAUGAACCUAGGGCGGCUUUGUUUCUCAACAGAUUUUCUCGCACUCUAACCAUAAUGUAUGCCACCAAUGGUUUGGCCGACAUUGUCGGCAUCCCUGCCCAAGAACUCAACGGCAGAAGCUUCUACUACUGCAUCCAAGAGAACUGCCUGCGAGAGGCAGUCAAAUGCCUGGAAAGUGCGAAAGCCAAUGACUCUAUCGCCUACCUCCGCUUCUGGUUUCGCGAUCCACGUCAGGACGAUCAGGUGGAUCAUGAUGAACACAUGAGCGACGGUCACAGUAGCGGUGAUGAUGAUGACGGCGGUGUAAACCUCUCCGAACUCAUGGAUCAUGACGGGAGUGAGAACGCUGUUGCUAGCGACUCAUCCCACUCGAUGAGAUCAUCUGUUGAGCGGGAUCAGGGUCGUUCACGGGACGGGUAUUCAUUGGAUAUCAAUUCCCGGUCGUCAUCUGGCAACAGCACCGACUUGGACGGAAACUCUAAUGAUGCCAUUUUCGAUCAACCGGCCGGCGGCCAAACACGGACCUCGUCUGUCUCCACCACGGAUGAACGGAUGUCGCCCGGGGCGUCAUCCUUCAUGCCAGACGCCUCUCACAUCGAACUUGAAGCAGUGGUCUCUUGCACGUCUGACGGUCUCGUGGUCGUUCUUCGCCGGGCUAGACCUUCCAUUCCCCAUCUUUCCCAGUCGACGUCAGACGCCGCAAAUCAUUCAUACGCGAACGGCUUCUUCGCGUCUCCGUGGGCCACUGACCCCAUUUUACCAAACAUGGGGGACAGGCCGUCCCAAAAUCUACCCAAUUUUUUGCAGCCCUCGCCAGUUGCCCCAAAGCGCCCAACGGCCGCACGUGGUGGAACUGCCGCGACGCAUGGACCAGCCACAGAGGACUUCAUGAAUUCGAUCCGUGAGGUUGCUGUUUUUGCUUGGGCUCUCACUGGUAUCAACGGGUCGCUGGCACAAUAUACAAAGGGAACGCCAACUGGCGAGUCCCAGCCACCUGACGGAUUACCCGUGUGGGAACCUCCUUCUAACGCAGGGGCUGAGGCCGAGCGACGGGAUGGAUAUUUUGAUAAUGGCCAAAAUUAUAAGAACGUCCAUGGUGACUGGCAAGGUCAGAAGGCUGAGAACACCCAAGGCUACCAGCAUCAAAGCCAGAGUAGUGGCGGAUUCAGCCACAGCAGCAGUGGUUUUCCACAAGGCUCUAGCAAUCCGACACAAGCGACCGACUAUAACCAAGCUUUGCACGCCAACGGCUACGACGAUGUCAUGCAGAACAAGGCCAAUAAUACUUUUGUGCCCAGCAAUUGCCACAUUGAGCCUAUGCACACUAAUGACUACAACGAUUCUAUGCAGAUCAAAGGCUACGACAACCUUGUGCAUAUCAAUGGGUCACAACAAACCUACGCAAGACCACGGUUACAAUGA
Messenger RNA from Letharia columbiana, 1866 nucleotides. RefSeq lists its product as uncharacterized. The transcript is spliced from 3 exons. The coding region runs from base 1 to 1866 and encodes 621 amino acids. Lineage: Eukaryota; Fungi; Ascomycota; Lecanoromycetes; Lecanorales; Parmeliaceae. Gene Ontology annotation, molecular function: protein binding; RNA polymerase II transcription regulatory region sequence-specific DNA binding; DNA-binding transcription factor activity, RNA polymerase II-specific. The record is from RefSeq and is a predicted model, not a curated record.